This is a messenger RNA of Chironomus riparius, 2977 nucleotides long. The record is from the annotation of a GenBank genome assembly. Lineage: Eukaryota; Metazoa; Arthropoda; Insecta; Diptera; Chironomidae.
AUUUUCGCAAAAAGUUCUUAUUUUUAAUGGAAAUUUUUAUUUUUUAAAAAGUAGUUCAAUUAAGUUUUAAUAAUGUUAAGAAUAGCACCAAGGAAGUUAAAAAGCUCUGUUCUAUUGACUUGUCAUCGUCAUUAUAAUGAGCAUCAUGGAAAUCUGCCACAAUCAGCUCGAGUAGUUAUUGCAGGAUCUGGAGCUGUUGCAAAUGCAGUAGCUUAUCAUUUAACGAAGCAAGGUUGGUCAGAUGUCUUGGUAUUAGAACAAAAUACAAUCAAAUCAGGCACAUCUCAUUUCUCAACUGGAUUAAUUGGUCUUUUAAAGCCAUUCUCGAUGAGAAAGGUUAUCGAAGAGAGUUUAACGACAUACAGAGAACUUGAAACCUUGGGAUAUGAUAUUGGCUUGAAAAGAUGUGGAUCUAUCAAUUUAGCACAAACUCCAGAUAGAAUGAUAGCAUUAAAAAGAAGAAUGUCAUACAGUCAAGUCGAGGGAUUGGAAUGUGAAUUAUUAGAGCCGAAUGAAAUUCAGCGUCUCCAUCCAUAUAUAUCCACAGAAGGUAUUUUGGGGGGAGUAUAUGUUCCUGACGAUUGCUAUGUUGAUUCCUCAAAACUUUGUGAUGCUCUAAUCGAUGUAGCUGUAAAGAGUGGAGUGCAGUAUCGUGAACACUGUCAUGUUAAAUAUAUAUUAACUGAUUCAGAAGACGGUGUUUGUGGCGUAGAUACGGAUUUGGGAACCGUAAAAUGUGAAUAUUUUGUUAAUGCAGCAGGAAUGUGGAGUCGGGAAUUAGGUUUUAAAUGCGAUAAAGCUGUUAGAAUCCCAACGUGUUCAUCUGAACAUUACUACCUCACAACACGAAAUCUCGGAAUAUUGGAAAAUCAAAAUCUUCCUUGCAUUAGAGAUUACGACAAUUCUCAUUAUUCUCGACAAAAUGAUGAGGAAUUAUUGAUUGGUUGGUACGAAAACGAAGGAAAUACUGCAUUUGAGAAAACUGUGCCAAGAAAUUGGAUGAAGGACUUACAAGGUCAUGAACAUGUUCAUUUAGAAAAAAUUUGGGAUAGACUUGUACAUCGUUAUCCAAUUUUAAAUGAUUCUGAUGCUCCAACUGUUCGAGUUAGUGCCAACACCUUUACACCAGAUUCUCGAUGGAUUAUGGGUGAAGCGCCAGGUGUAGAUCGUUAUUUCGCGGCUGCUGGAACUAAUGGAAAUACUUUUCAAGGUGCAGGAGGAAUGGGAAAAUAUGUGUCAGAAUGGAUUGUUUCUGGACGUCCAACAACAGACUUAUUUCCAUUCUCAAUUCAAAGAUUUCAUGCUUUGCACAAUAAUCGAAACUAUUUGCAACAACGUGUUAGAGAGAUUGUUGGAAAACAUUAUCAAAUUCAGUAUCCAAAUCAGUCAGAAUAUCAGUAUGCAAGAAAACUCAGAACUAGUCCACUUUACUCACUUUUAGAGCAACGCGGCGGCGUUUUUGGCACGAAAAUGGCUUAUGAGCGAGCUCUGUAUUUUGAUACAACAUAUAGGCGUGGGGAACCUCUCCCAACAAUGCCAAAACCCACGUUCUUCAAACCACCUUAUUUCAAUUUUAUGGUCGACGAAAAUGCAGCCUGUCGUGAAACCGUUGGAAUCAUUGACAUCUCAUCAUUUUCAAAAAUUAAAAUUAGCUCUUCCAGCAAAACAGAUGUCGUCAGUUACUUGCAGAAUGUAUGUUGCAAUAAUGCAGAUAUUGAAAUUGAGACGUGCAUGAAAACUGGAAUGCUCAACAAAAAUGGUGGAUAUGAAAAUGAAUGCAUCAUUGUAAGACAAACGCCAACAACUUUCUUUAUGAUAUCACCAUCAAGUCAACAGACAAAAAUAUUGGAAUGGAUGACAGACAAUCUACCGAAAAAUAAUCGUACAAUCAAAUUAUCAGAUCACACAUCUAGCUACACAGUGUUAAAUGUCACUGGUCCUAAAGCUUACUCAUUAAUCUCGGAACUGACUAAUUCUGACAUCAAUUUGAAGCAUUUCCGUUACAAACAAAUUAAUAUUGGAUUCGCUUCAGAAAUUAUGGUCAUGAAAUAUUCCCAUACAGGAGAUACUAAUGGUUACUGCCUCUAUAUCCCAUCAGAAUAUGCUUUACAUGUCUACGAUGAAUUAACCAAAGUUGGAAUUGAUUAUGGCGCAAAGGAUGUUGGCACAAUUACACAAAGAUCAAUGAGAGUCGAAAGAUUUAUUCCACUUAUGGGCGAUGAAUUGACAUCAGACGUAACUCCGCUUGAAGCAGGCCAGGAACAUUACAUUGACUUCUCAAAGGACUUUUUGGGCAAGGCAGCACUUUUAAAGCAGAAAGAAAUUGGAUUAAGGAAAAAAUUAGUCCUACUUAUGCUUGAUGAUUUUGAUGUUGAGGCUGACAUUUGGCCAUGGGGAAGCGAACCAAUCUUUAGAAACUCAGAAUAUGUAGGAAAUGUCACAACAGCUUGCUAUGGAUUCCUUUCUGGAAAAAUGAUUUGUUUGGGAUAUGUUGAUGGAACUGAUAAUGUGACAAGAGAUUACAUUUUGGAACCAGGCGCAACUUAUCAUAUUGAUAUAGCCAAUAGAUUCUUUGAAGCUACGCCAUAUGUCAAUAGAAAGGAUCUGCCAUAUUUGAAAGAGCAACAAGAUGAAAUGAGGGCAAGCAAUUUCCAUCAAAAAGCAUCCGUUUUCAGAGAGAAGAAGAAGGUGUAAAUUUAUGAGUUGUUGUCUGUGUUUUUGUGAAUUGAGUUAUGAAUAAUCUGUCUGGUCAUGAAAUUGGUGUAUUCUGGGUGAAAAAUAAUCAAUUAAUUCAAAUUAUGAACCUUAAUUUAAAAUUUGGAACUUCCGUUAUCUUGUCAAAUAUUGCUCAAAGAUUUGACAUGUUAAUUUCAAAUCCUAUAUUAUAAUCAAACCACAGUACUCUCGAAAAAUAUCCCAGUAUUCACCCCUGAGCCAAGACUAUCCUGAAUCAUGUAUUUAUUAUAUAUUAUCGUGU